Molecule: messenger RNA, 379 nt
Organism: Daphnia carinata
Lineage: Eukaryota; Metazoa; Arthropoda; Branchiopoda; Diplostraca; Daphniidae
Product: bystin-like
Exons: 2
Coding region: 60-359 (99 amino acids)
Biological process (GO): rRNA processing
Cellular component (GO): preribosome, small subunit precursor; cytoplasm; nucleolus
Molecular function (GO): snoRNA binding
Source: RefSeq, a predicted model, not a curated record
AAUUUCGGGAUGCUCCUUCCUGUCUUACACUCUGCUGAGCUAUAUUAAAGCUAGCUGAAAUGAACUACGGUGGAUCGAAUUCAAUUUUUCUGCGGAUCUUUUUCGACAAAAAGUACGCUUUGCCGUAUCGUGUAGUUGAUGCAGCUGUUCGCUAUUUCAUCAAAUUUCAGCUCGAUUCCAGGGAAAUGCCCGUUUUGUGGCAUCAGCCGUUGUUGGCGUUUUGUCAGCAAUACAAAGCUGAUCUUAGUGGUGAACAGAAAGAGGCGUUGCUUCAGCUAAUCAUUGUUCACAAGCACCAUACGUUGAUAUCAGAAUCCGCCAUGAACUGCAGCAAUCUGCUUGCAGAGAUGAAGAAAUGAUAGAUUAAAACAAUCAUAGA